AUGAUUGAAGGUAAAGAAUAUAGGGUGAAAAAGAGAGCAUGCAAAAAUCCAACCAAGAAAAAGACAAAAGUUGCAAGUAAAGGUCAUGUUCUAUUAGAGGAUGUUCAGAUUGAUGGUGAUUAUGAAAGUGAUGAGUUGGGUAGCAGUGACCCUGAUGAUUCUGAUAGGGAGAAAGGUCCUAAAUAUGAAAAGUUUAGAAAGACACAACUUUGUAAGACAUUUCAGUUUAAGGUUGGAGUGGAGUUCAGUUCUACUAAGGAGUUCAAAGAAGCAAUAAUUGAAUGGACAGUAUUAAAUGGAUAUGAAAUAAAGUUUGUGAAAAAUGACUUGAUAAGAUGUAGAGUGGUUUGUAAAAAGAGGGAAAAGGAUGACUGUAUGUUUUUGGCUUUAUGUAGUCAAGUGAAUGGCCAACACACUUAUAGGAUUAAGACAUGGGAUGGGGACCACACAUGUCUUAAAGUAGGUGAAAAUAGAUCUGCCACAUCCAAGUGGGUGUCAAAAGCUGUUGUGCCAGCUUUGAUUUCUAAUGAAAACUUGAGGGUCACCACUAUAAUGGAUGACAUGAGGAGGGAUUAUGGUGUGGGAAUAACAUUUGGGAGGGCAUGGAAAGCUAAGAUGAUAGCUAGGGAAAUCAUUGAUGGUGAUGCUACCAAACAAUACUCUAACUUAUGGAGAUAUGCAGCUGAGAUUCAUAGGGCUUCAGAGAAAAACACAGUGAAAAUAAAUGUUGAAAGAGUGGGACCAACACUUCAGCCUAGAUUUGGAUCUUUCUAUUUUUGUUUUGAAGGAUGUAGGAAAGGGUUCUUGAAUGGUUGUAGACCUUUCAUAGGUGUGGAUGGAUGUCACUUGAAGACACAAUAUGGUGGUCAAUUGUUGAUAGCAGUAGGCAGAGAUGCUAAUGACCAAUAUUAUCCUCUUGCUUUUGGCAUUGUUGAAGUUGAGAACAAAGAAUCAUGGAGGUAG
This is a messenger RNA of Medicago truncatula (barrel medic), 963 nucleotides long. RefSeq lists its product as uncharacterized. The transcript has a single exon. The record is from RefSeq and is a predicted model, not a curated record. The coding region runs from base 1 to 963 and encodes 320 amino acids. Lineage: Eukaryota; Viridiplantae; Streptophyta; Magnoliopsida; Fabales; Fabaceae.